AUGCAUUCAGAGGACGCACAAGCAUUGGUCUCUGCAGCUGAGACAGCCCAGGCAAACGACGUGGUGUGUGCCAUAGCGGAGAACUUCCGUAUAGAGGACAUAUUUGUGAAGUGUGGAGCCCAAUUCGGAAUUGAUACCGGAUUAGGAGAUCUACUUGAGAUACAGUGGGCUGCGUUUGUACAUAUGCCACCGGAAACAAGCCCAUGUGCUCAGAAUCAGAUGUCUGAUUCCAUGUGUACACCCAGACAUGCGGCCACGCCUGGGCGUCAAGUCUCCGAAUACAAUGGGGGCAUGAUCAUGGACGCAGGCGUACACACAGCCGCCGCAUUGCGCGUCUUAGCUGGAGGACGACAGGUUGACAGAGUGAGUGCGUUCGUAUCACGGAAGGGGUCGCAUCUGCCCAAGAUCGACACCGUGGCGUCUAUCCUAAGGUUUACACAG
Messenger RNA from Sphaeroforma arctica JP610, 441 nucleotides. RefSeq lists its product as hypothetical. The record is from RefSeq and is a predicted model, not a curated record. Gene Ontology annotation, molecular function: oxidoreductase activity. Gene Ontology annotation, cellular component: cytoplasm. Gene Ontology annotation, biological process: NADPH regeneration. The annotation marks the transcript as partial. Lineage: Eukaryota; Ichthyosporea; Ichthyophonida. The transcript is spliced from 2 exons.